AUGAUCGCAACCGUACUGCGCUACAUACUAGCGCUUUACCUUUGCACCAAUUUUGCUGAUGGAGCAUACUUUUCUCAGUUCUCCAUGAGAGCUCCGGAUCAUGAUCCAUGUCAUGAUCAUACUGGUAGACCAGUCCGAUGUGUUCCUGAAUUCAUCAACGCCGCCUUUGGUAAACCAGUGAUUGCUAGUGACACCUGUGGAAGCAACGGACCAUCCAAAUAUUGCAUUGUAAAAGAAGGCCCUGAUGGAAUUAUCCGUGAACAAUGUGACACUUGUGAUGCUAGAAAUCCUUUCUUGUCUCAUCCCGCUUCCCUUCUCACCGAUCUCAAUUCUAUUGGUAACAUGACAUGUUGGGUUUCCACUCCAAGUUUGAGCCCACAAAAUGUGUCACUCACCUUGUCACUCGGCAAAAAGUUCGAGCUCACUUACGUCUCAAUGCACUUCUGUUCCCGUCUCCCUGACUCCAUGGCACUUUACAAGUCGGCUGACUUUGGAAAAACAUGGACUCCCUUCCAGUUCUACUCAUCGGAGUGUCGUCGCAUUUUCGGAAGAGAACCAGAUAUCUCAAUCACAAAGUCCAAUGAACAGGAGGCUGUGUGUACCGCUUCUCAUAUCAUGGGACCAGGUGGAAACCGUGUUGCAUUCCCAUUCCUUGAGAAUAGACCAUCUGCUCAAAACUUUGAGAACUCGCCGGUACUUCAGGAUUGGGUCACUGCCACUGACAUCAAAGUGGUGUUUUCUAGAUUGAGUCCGGAUCAGGCUGAGCUAUACGGAUUAUCCAACGAUGUCAAUUCUUAUGGAAACGAUACUGACGACGAAGUCAAACAACGUUACUUCUACUCAAUGGGAGAACUGGCAGUUGGUGGUCGCUGCAAAUGUAAUGGUCACGCCAGUCGAUGCAUCUUCGACAAAAUGGGCCGGUACACCUGUGACUGCAAACAUAAUACAGCCGGAACUGAAUGUGAAAUGUGCAAACCAUUCCAUUACGAUCGUCCAUGGGGAAGAGCAACCGCUAACUCUGCCAACUCCUGUGUUGCUUGCAACUGCAACCAACACGCAAAGAGAUGCCGAUUCGACGCUGAGCUCUUCAGAUUGAGUGGAAACCGAUCAGGAGGUGUCUGCUUGAACUGUCGUCAUAACACUGCAGGAAGAAACUGCCAUCUUUGUAAACCAGGAUACGUACGGGACACUUCUCUCCCAAUGACUCAUCGCAAGGCCUGUAAAUCAUGCGGCUGCCAUCCUGUUGGAUCUCUCGGCAAGAGUUGCAACCAAUCGUCCGGACAAUGUGUCUGCAAACCUGGAGUCACUGGAACCACCUGUAACCGUUGUGCUAAAGGAUACCAACAAAGCCGUUCUACCGUCACACCAUGUAUCAAAAUUCCGACGAAAGCAGAUUUCAUUGGAUCAUCGAAUUCGGAGGAGCAAGACCAGUGUUCGAAAUGCCGAAUUGUUCCAAAGAGACUCAACCAGAAGAAAUUCUGCAAACGGGAUCAUGCUGUUCAAAUGGUUGUGGUCAGUCGCGAGAUGGUUGAUGGAUGGGCCAAGUACAAGAUUGUGGUUGAGUCUGUAUUCAAACGAGGAACUGAAAAUCUUCAACGCGGAGAAACAUCUCUCUGGAUCUCUCCACAAGGUGUCAUUUGCAAGUGUCCGAAGCUCCGCGUCGGACGUCGUUAUCUUCUCCUUGGAAAGAAUGAUUCGGAUCACGAACGUGAUGGGCUGAUGGUCAAUCCUCAGACAGUUUUGGUCGAAUGGGAAGACGAUAUUAUGGAUAAGGUCCUCCGCUUCUCCAAGAAGGACAAACUUGGACAGUGCCCAGAGAUUACUUCACACCGAUACUAA
Molecule: messenger RNA, 1839 nt
Organism: Caenorhabditis remanei
Lineage: Eukaryota; Metazoa; Nematoda; Chromadorea; Rhabditida; Rhabditidae
Exons: 13
Coding region: 1-1839 (612 amino acids)
Molecular function (GO): protein binding
Source: RefSeq, a predicted model, not a curated record